Molecule: messenger RNA, 1345 nt
Organism: Brachypodium distachyon (stiff brome)
Lineage: Eukaryota; Viridiplantae; Streptophyta; Magnoliopsida; Poales; Poaceae
Product: protein MIZU-KUSSEI 1
Exons: 1
Coding region: 271-1170 (299 amino acids)
Biological process (GO): hydrotropism
Source: RefSeq, a predicted model, not a curated record
CGAUCGAAGUCCAAAGCAAAACGACCGACCUAAGCUGAAACAAUACAAGAGCCAAAGUAAAACCCCAAUGCCGCAACGUGCAUGCCACACCAUACACCUUUGCGCGUCCGUACGUGCAUUCCACCAACCCAAUCAAGCCACACCGAGACAGCAUUUCAAAAACCCGAGUCGUCGCCCUCAAAACCAUCACCAGGUUGAUUCCAGCCGAACCUCCUAGCUCCCAGCAUAUAUCUCUAUCUCAGGAAUCAGGAUCGACGGCAAUUAACGGCCAUGCUACGCUACAGUACGCCGCAGCACACGCCGCCGAUGUCGCCGCUGCGAGGCAACGGGCCGCUGACGCCCCGCACCCCGAUCGGCGGCGCGUUGUUCCCCGACAACCACCUGCCGCCGCCCUCGCCCCGGCCCCCCAUCACGCUCACCGCGCCCCCGUCCAGCAAGAAGAAGCGUCGCCGGGGCGCGUCCACGCGCGCCGGGUCCCUCCGCGCCAUCCGCGCCGUGCGCGCGCUCUUCCGCUCCCUCCCGAUCCUGGCGUCCCCCACGGCGUGCCGCCUGAGCUUCCCCCACCACAGCAGCCUGGGCCUCCCGCGGCCGUCGUCGAGGGCCCGGGCCUCGGCCCACCACGACGGGCACGUGAGCGGCGCGUCCCGGACCACGGGGACCCUGUUCGGGCACCGCAGGGCGCGGGUGACGCUGGCGGUGCAGGAGACCCCCGGGAGCGUGCCGAUCCUGCUGCUGGAGCUGGCGAUGCAGACGGGGCGGUUCAUGCAGGAGAUGGGCGCCGAGCACCUGCGGGUGGCGCUCGAGUGCGACAAGAAGCCGCCCGGCGCUCCCGGCGCCGGUAUCGGGCGCACGCGGCUGCUGGACGAGCCGCUCUGGACGGCGUACGUCAACGGGCGCAAGAUCGGGUACGCCGUGCGGCGGGAGCCCACGGAGGACGACCUCACCGUCAUGCAGCUGCUGCGGACCGUGUCCGUCGGCGCCGGCGUGCUGCCAAGCGACGUCAUGGGAGGAGCAGGAUGCGCCCAGGGGCAGGCAGACGCCGGCGACCUCGCCUACAUGCGCGCGCGCUUCGAUCGCGUCGUGGGGUCCCGGGAUUCUGAGUCCUUGUACAUGCUUAAUCCUGAUGGGAACAAUGGGCCAGAGCUUAGCAUCUUCUUCAUUAGGAUAUGAUCACUACCAUUUUGGUUUCUUUCUCCUUUUCUUUUCUUUUUUUGGGGGUUUGGCAUGACUGAGGCGUUGGAAUUCUGUAUGCUUUUGCUAUAGGCCAAAUGUUUUGUUCGUAUAAUUGUAUGAUAAACGCUUAAUUAGCUCAAAAGCCCAUAAUUGAAAGACUUAUUUUUAACUA